CCGCUCAUCGCAGCGUAUACCUUCCCUGACUCUCAUCACUCCAGCAGCAUUGCUGUGCAAGCAGAUGUUCCCUCUCUGAUGCCAAUUCUUACAAUAUUCGCAUUUGGAGAAGGUAUCCUGUCGCGCGAAGGCUGCAAAGUAACAAGAAAGCAAGCGAAACUGCCUCCCUCCUCGGUUCGUUGAGAGAAAGGGAGACUUGUGAGAGGAUAGGUGUUCUUUUUUGGAGAGAUACAAUACAGUAAACCCGCCGCGGCGAGCAAGGAAGCAGUUUUAUUUACCACACCUGUGAUGCGUUGUUCUGAGCAACGAAGACGCACGAGUGGGAUACUGAUGGCCACGCUACGGCACAAGGAAAUGUGUUGAGGAAAAGACUUGGGCGUUGUGAAGAAAGGCGUAAAGUGCAACAGAGGACACUCUUCGGACCUUUUAGAGCCCAGUGUGCCAGUUUACUGCUCCUCUUCCUGCCUUUUUUGAAACUUAGGUGAUAAAAACCACGAAGAUGCCCUUACUUCUGGGCCCCUUUGUCCGCUGUAGGUUCAGCGCUACGCUCCUUGUGCUUUGGCUCGUGCUUGCUGGCUUCACCUGCACUGGUUCAGAGCACACCGCCACAGCCACACUUCCUGCCGCCUUCACGGACCUGUUACCUAACUUCCUGAUUGAGCCGCAGGACGAGUACAUUGUGAAGAACAAGCCGGUGACACUGACCUGUCGCUCCACCCCGGCCACGCAGAUCUACUUCAAGUGCAACGGCGAGUGGGUUCACCAGGAUGACCAUUUGAUUGAGCGGACUGUUGACCCAGCAACAGCGUUGCCAAUCAUGCAGGUGACAAUUGACAUCACAAGACAGCAGGUGGAGAAGAUCUUCGGUCUGGAUGAGUACUGGUGUCAGUGUGUCGCCUGGAGCACCACCGGAACCCAGAAGAGCCAGAAAGCGUACAUCAGGAUCGCUUACCUGAGGAAGAACUUUGAGGAGGAGCCGCAGGGUAAAGAGGUGGCAUUGGACCAGGAGGUGUUACUGCGCUGCCAUCCCCCCGAGGGAGUGCCAGAAGCUGAGGUGGAGUGGCAGAGAAACGAAGAUGUUCUCAACCCAGCCAGCGACCCCAAUUUUUUCAUCACGACUGACCAUAAUCUCGUCAUCAAAAAAGCCCGGCUGGCGGACACGGGCAACUACACAUGUGUGGCCAAAAAUAUCGUCGCUCGCAGAAAAAGCAACUCAGCCACAGUCCUAGUCUACGUCAACGGCGGCUGGUCCACGUGGACCACCUGGUCAUCCUGCAGUGCUGUGUGUGGGCGUGGCUGGCAGAAGAGGAGUCGGAGCUGCACCAACCCCACGCCACUGAAUGGAGGCACGUCGUGUGAGGGGCAGAACGUCCAGAAAAGUGCCUGCGUGGCCACCUGUCCAGUGGAUGGAGGCUGGAGCGAGUGGAGCAAGUGGUCGGCGUGUGGCGCAGACUGCUCGAUGUGGAGGAGCAGGGAGUGCACUCAGCCCUCGCCUGGCACCGGGGGCAAAGAGUGCCAGGGGCUCGACCUGCAGAGUCUCAACUGUACGAGCGAGCAGUGCCCACAGACUGUGAGCGGAGCUGAGGACGUGGCACUCUACGUGGGCAUGGUGGCAGUGGCUCUGUGCCUGACUCUGCUGCUCAUCGUGGUGGUCAUGGUCUACCGGCGCAAGAAGGAGGGCCUGGAUGCAGACGUGGCCGACUCCUCCAUCCUCACCACUGGCUUCCAGCCCAUGGGCAUCAAGCCCAGCAAGCCAGGUGUGUGGGCACCGCGGCCACGCAGGCCUCCCCCCCACAGCAAGAAUUCCCAUUUGCUUACCAUCCAGCCAGAUCUAACUACAACCACCACCAGUUACCAAGGCACCCUACGGUCCCGCCACGACGCCACUGGGAAGUUUUCGAUGACCAACGGGCCUCUGCUGGACCCACUCCCUAACGGCUCACACACCCUGCACAAUGGAAAACUUAACUCAGACCCUUCUGAGUUUGUGAGCAGACUAACCACUCAGAGCUAUUUUAAAACACUGCCCCGGGACGUAGCAAACACCUCCUAUGGGACCUUCAACUUCCUGGGUGGGAGGCUGACGAUCCCUAACACAGGAAUCAGUCUGCUCAUUCCUCCCGAGGCCAUCCCCAGAGGAAAGAUCUAUGAGAUUUAUCUCACUGUUCAGAGGAAGGAAGAUUUAAGGUUACCUCUGGCCGGCUGCCAGACCCUGCUCAGCCCCGUCGUGAGUUGUGGUCCUCCUGGGGUGGUCCUGAGCCGGCCAGUUAUCCUCAGCAUGGACCACUGCUCUGACGCAUGCCUCGACAACUGGGCCAUUCGCCUCAAGAAGCAGAACUAUGAGGGCGCUUGGGAGGACGUCCUGCUGAUGGGGGAGGAGCUGGUGUCGGAGCCCUAUUACUGCCAGCUCGAGGCCGAGACGUGUCGGCUGUUCUCAGAGCAGCUGGGCACCUUCGCCCUGGUGGGAGAGUCCCUGCACAUGGGCGCUGCCAAGCGCCUGAGGCUGGUGCUCUUCUCGGAUGCUUACUGCUCCACGCUGGAGUACAACAUCAGGGUGUACUGCAUGGACGACACGCAGGACGUCUUCAAGGAGGUGGUGCAGAUGGAGCGGCAGCUCGGGGGUCGGCUGAUUGACGAGCCCCACGUCCUGCUUUUCAAAGACAGCUACCACAACCUGCGCCUGUCCAUCCAUGACAUGCCCCAGGCACACUGGAGGAGCAAGCUGCUAGCCGGCUACCAGGAGAUCCCGUUCUACCACAUCUGGAACGGUUCCCAGCGGUACCUGCACUGCACAUUCACUCUGGAGCGGCUCAGCCUCAGCACCUGCGAGCUCACCUGCCAGCUGUGUGUGUGGCAGGUGGAGGGGGAGGGGCAGAGCUUUAGCCUCGACUUUAACAUUGCCAAGGACACUCGAGCUGUCGACUCAGAGUUUCUGUUAAUGGACAGUAACGCCACAGCUCUGGCGGGGCCAAGCGCCUUUCAGAUCCCGUACCUCAUCAGGCAGAAGAUCUGCAGCAGCCUGGAUGCCCCCUGUCCCAACGGUGCCGACUGGAGAAUGCUAGCACAAAGACUUAAACUCGAGAGACACAUGAUUUUCUUUGCAUCCAAAGCGAGCCCAACCUCUGUGAUCCUGGACCUGUGGGAGUCACAACAUUUCCACAGCGGCAACAUCAACCAGCUGGCCACCGUCAUGGCUGACAUUGGCAAACAGGAAGCCAUGAUAUUCCUGGUCUCUGAUGGCGAGUGCUAACCCAGAAAAGGAGGAGAGACUGUUGGUGCAGAGGAAGAGUACAGAACACAAAAACACACACACACACGCACACACACAAAAAAAAAACAACUGCAGCAGGAAUGGAAGAGCAGAGCUGCCCCAAUGUCCCUCUUCUUCACUUAAUAGAUAGUGAAGGGUUGAUGUAGGAGUGAGUCACUUUUUCCCAACAAAAUCCAGACCAAAUGAGGGGAAAGGUGGGUGUGUGGGGAAAUGUAUCCAUAGCUCAGUAAAGAAAAUACCCUUUAUGUUAAUUUUAAAGAAGUUAAAUUAGUCCACUCCCAGGUUCUAUUUUAAAUGACUCUUUAAUUUAACUUCAUGCCUUUUAUAGAAGUAGCCCACUUAUGGCUAAUAAGAAGCAAUAUGCAAACGUAAUGCUUUUACUGAUGCCCAAUAUCACAAAUUCAAAGAAUAGUUUUUGAAUUUAGAAUAUCAUGUAUUACAUAUGAGAAAAGGGAAGUGAACAAAAUGUGCCAGUCAUUCCAGGAUGAAGAGAAAGGGGCGACAUAUGCAAUCGGCAGGUUGUUUGACGACAUCAUCUCAGACACUGAGCACAUUUUCAACAAAAUCAUUUGGGUCUGUCAAGAUCCCCCUCCUGUCCACUCCACACACGUGCAUCUCAUAUUUGUCCUUAUAUGUUUCAGCACACACACAGAGGGCUUGUAGCAGCACAUCCUGGACCUGCAGGUUUAAAAUAGAUUGUAUGUCAGAGGCCCAAAAAGUUGUUUCAUCUUGUUUGUGUGGUUUUUAGUGCAGCCGGUAUCUGUACUGUGAAUGUUACAUCUUGACAUCUUGAUUCAGCGCGAUGCUUCGCAGCUUUUCCUGCUUCUAAAUCGAUAAAUGUGGGGUUUUGCUUCUUUGAACUUUUUUGAGGGAGGAGUGAGGAGUGAGUAACAUCUUCACUAAAGUCUCAGAAAAGAUGUCUAUGUAAAGCUUGUGAGUUUGUUCUGUCCACUCGUACAUUACCCCCAUCAUCACACAUUGUGGUGUUUCUUUGUGGUUAAUUCUCAGCUAAUGAAGGAGCCAUAGGCCAAAAGGCGUUGCAGCUGCAUAUAUGUGAACAGUGAAUGUUUUGAAAUGAUAUUCUGUCUGGUGACUGGAUUAAUUCUGGAGCAGAGAGAUGUUAGAAAGAAAAGCAAGGCAGAAAAGGUUAUUACUCGAUGAUAAAUAAUGCAGAGCACUUUCCCUCCUGAAGCCUGACAACAAAUUCUUGAAAAUCUUCACCAGAUAACUUGUGUAAAAAGGGUAGCUGUGCAGCCUUGUUUUUUUAUAAUUCAUAGAGCAAUGUUGGUGGGAAUUCUAUAUUUGCUGUGUGGCAAACAUUAUUUCCAUACCAGAGAAAUGCCUGUGUCUCAGUGAAAGUAAGAGUGGCUUAUUCAGAGUGUCACGCCUCUGCUCACAAAAGAUCCUUUGAGAGGUGUUUUUUUUCUAUUUUCUUUUUCCAGCAGAUUUAUGUGCUUAACCACAGACUGCAACCACACAUUUGCUUGUUAUAUUUUGCUACUUUGCAGUAAUUCUCUGUUUUUUUUAUUAUGAAUGGAGCUUUCAGGUCAGGCAAACGAAUACAGAGUAUCUUAAAUGUCCACUGGUUUGGUAAUUAUUCUUUGAAAAGAUGUGAGCAAUCCCAAAUUAGCCAUAGUUCUCUCUCCGUCUGCCUCAGGGUUGCAUGUGAAGUUGUCUGUUAAAGAUGCAAAGAGAGCCCUUUUCUUUUAAUCCCUCCUUCAAACAGCGAGCACGGUCCAUCCUCUCAGCUCCUGUGGCUUCAACCUUUAACACUUUCUGGAGCCUCUUUUAUGAUUGUCAGAUAUUUGGAAUGUACAUUUAUGUUUCCUUGUAGUGGGGAGAAGAAGUGCGUCUUGUGUUGUUUCCUUUUUUAUCUGUACUCUUGUUUUUCUGUGGCAUCUCUGCACCUUUCAUCCUAUGAAACACGCCUCCUCAUGACCAAGUUUUUACAGAACCCUGUGCUAUUUGAUGUAGAGAUGCCAUGAAGUGGAAUUUUACAUUUUUUUAACAAAGUUUAAGGAUCCCUCGGAUCGCGCCCCUUUCUGACUAAAUGACGAUAUCACCUUAAACCAAUCUUUUCUUGUUGAACUCAAUCGUCACAUGAAAUAUGUAAAUACUUUUUCUAAACCAGCUGUGUGCUGUCACUUUGCAUACUGUAUAUCAGCAGAAUUGGUAACCAAAGUUUUAUGAAUAUCAUUUGAGGCCACUCCAUCCUCCAGUUGUAUCCAUUAAUAUUGUUUGAUCAUCUUUUGUAUGCAGCUAGAAUAGAUGAAGUCAGAGUUAAUGUCUCAUUUAAACCAUGGACUCAAAGUCCUAUUCAUUUCUUCAUCAUCACUUUUGUCUUUGAGGCAAGUUAACACUGUUUGUUUAAGUGGUAAUGUGUGUCUGUUUAUUUGAUCACUUUGUAAAGAAAUGUAAAUUAUAUUUUAAUAUAAAGCCAAAAAAAGACACUUAA
This is a messenger RNA of Notolabrus celidotus (New Zealand spotty), 5726 nucleotides long. It is a transcript of the gene unc5a, whose product is annotated as unc-5 netrin receptor A. The record is from RefSeq and is a predicted model, not a curated record. Lineage: Eukaryota; Metazoa; Chordata; Actinopteri; Labriformes; Labridae. The transcript has 16 exons. Gene Ontology annotation, molecular function: protein binding; netrin receptor activity. Gene Ontology annotation, biological process: anterior/posterior axon guidance; netrin-activated signaling pathway. Gene Ontology annotation, cellular component: membrane. The coding region runs from base 500 to 3250 and encodes 916 amino acids.